GUAGAUAGUUUGUUGUCGUUUGUUGUACCAGGAAACAUAUCGCACGUUAGCUCGUUUUUGUCUUCAAUGUAUUUUGUUCCGUAAAAUUACAACAUUUUAGUCAGGUUCUCAAUAGUAUUCGCUGCUAAUAUAUAAUUAAGCUACUGCAGUAGUAAGGCGUAUCUUAAAUAGGGACUGGCCACCUGCUGGUGGUGUUUUUGGCUUGCUAUGCUGCUGUAGUCAGCUAACCCACAACAGCAAGGUGCAGGAUGAAAGCCAUUAUAAUCAGGCAGUGUGUUGUUCUUCAUGGAGCCAGACAAUCAUGUCUCUGAUCUUCUUUGCCUUUGUGGUUCGGGUCAGGGAUGGACUCCCCCUGUCAGCUUCCACAGACUUUGAGCACAACCGAGAGCUCCAGGAGAGGAAGCAGCAGCUCAGGACUGUCAGCAAAGCACUGGCACGUUUCCCUGACAGAGGCUCCAUCAAGGGACAGGAGCUCAACAUAUACUUCAUCUCUUCCGAGGGUGUAUCCUACAUGACCGUGUGCCACUGCAGCCUCCCUGUUGCUAAGGCCUUCUGCUUCCUGGAAGAUCUGCGCUGGGAGUUCACAGCAUGCUUCAAUAGCACUGUUGUUGCCUUGGCAGCCAGGCCAUAUCCAUUUUUGGAAUUUGACGGCACCAUACAGAAACUGAAGCAGCAAUAUAACCAGAGUGGUGGUCCGGCCCUGGAGGUGACAUUGGCAGAGGUUCAAGAGGAUCUGAGGAUUCAUCCACUGCAAGUAAUUAACUUGGAUGAGGUGGAGCUCACUAAUGGCACUGCAAAUGGACACAUAGAGCAAGGUCUUGGAUCGGGUCAGAAUGUGAGACUUGAGCCUGUGACAGCUCCAGGCAUCCUCUCGCUCGUCCUAAACAUCAUGUGUGCAUCGUUGAACAUAAUUCGUGGUGUGCACCUCGUAGAGAACACAUUUCAGGAUGAUUAUGAAGGUAUAUGGAAUGUUGUGGCUUUUCUUGUGGCGUUUGUCUGCUGUGUGCUUCAGUGCCAACUGUACCUGUUCCACUCGUCUCUAAAAAGAAUGAAGUCCUUGACUCUGCUGGCUGUGGUCGUCCUAUGCAACUUGUACCUGCUCGGCUUGAGGAACAUCUGGCAGCUGAUCUUCCACAUUUCCGUCUCGUCCCUCUCGACCGUCCUCAUCCUCACCCGUAAAUUGCAAGACAGACCCAAUGACUGUGGCGUCUGAGGAGCACAGGACACUAAACUGUGUCUCCAGGUGAGGGGAAAACAGCGAGGCAAGUUAUGGAGGGUGAUGAAGAUGCUCCUGGCCUUUAACAAAAAAAAAAACAAAUUCAUGAACUUUGUUUCAUCAGAGAAAAGUACGCGUUAACUUGCACUAUGUGUAAAUUGAUUCCAAGACUGACUUCUGUCUGAGAGUUGACCAAAGUUUUUCACAUAGAAGCAACUUUGUUGAUUAUCUUUGUAUAAUCAAUUCUCAAAGUUAGGUGAGGAUUUUUGCGAUUGUAACAGACACAUGUAGGCUUAGUUUACUUUUGAAAAACACACAUGAUUAUUUAUGAGAAGAUGAAGUCGUCCAUUGUGCAUUAGUGGCAGUGUGAUAUUUAGAAUAAUUUGUUUAGUUUAAUUAAAAUCUGAAGUAAAGUGGGAAAUGCAGGUGUUUUAUUUGUUUUAAAUUAACUCUAGAGUUAAAGGUAUAAAUGUUAAAUUACGGCUUGUGUUAUGCCUUGCCAUGUCGCAAUAAAACACACAUUAAACAACUUAACCUAUGUACAGAUUAAAUGUAAGCGCCUCACUGAAAUGACAUUCAAUACAGAGAGGACCUUAUAAAGACAUAUCAAAUAAUAUCAUAUUAUUUUAAACACUUCUACUCUCAAGAGGAAUUAAAUCACUUAAUCUCCUGUUAAGUCCGGUUUGUACAAUCGGAGAAUAUUUAGAUCUUUUACUUCCAUCUUAUUCUACUAAUCUCUUCAUUGUUCAAAUGUGGGUAAGGAUAUGAAAGCAAAGAUAAGGAAAAAUUGCACUAUUGUGUUUAAAAAAAAGUCCUGCUGUUGUGAAUGUGUUGCUUAUUGGGUUCAGCGAAAACAUUUUUAUCCCAGUAAAUUUGUAUUUGAAUAUAGGACAUAUCAUGGUCUCCUUUAGGGGUAACAUUUUGUGUGUUUUGCUUCUUAGAUAUUUUAGUUUUUAACUGCUGAAAAGUUGCACUCCGGGAAAUACGAUGUUAGUUGUAAUAAAAUAAAUGUGUGGUGGCUACUGGGGAACUUUAAAAUAUAAUUUUAAUGAAUGUUUUGUUUCUUUUCAUUAAGAAGUUUAGAGGGAAAUUAAUCGCCCAGAUAAGCUUUGUUGUAGUUUACAAAGAGCUUAAGAACUCUGUUUUUGGUGGAAGUAUAAAGUUGAAAAUAGCUUAAUCACAAACUAUUAGAUUAUUGUCAAAGCUGUAACCUCUUAUUUAAACAGUUUUAUUCAACGGGAUUGAAAUAAAUUCUAUCUUUAACGAAUGUGAAGUGAAACACAUGAUGUCAGACUUUGUUAUUAGUUGGAAUACUGCAAGUUUUUUUUGGAUGCAUCCUUUCCACAUGUGUUUUAUUUCCACCAAAUUGUUGCAUCUGUGUACGGUUGUGGCAAGGUUUUUUUGUUUUUGUCUUAAAAACUGUACAGAAUACAGUUUGUCAAUUUUAAAAAUCAUGGACGUUGAGUGAAGGAUAUUGUGUCAAAACUGUAAUGGUUUAUAUCGAAUUGGCAUUUGUGGCUUCAGUCUUUUUUUUAUGAUGAUGGGAAAUAAUGGAAUAUUGUCAUUCAUUGUGACUGCCACAGACACUGGUUAUUACAGGGCUGUUUUUUCCUUCUGUGGUAAAACUGACAUAUAAUAAAAAGUGUCUUUUUUUUCUA
Messenger RNA from Solea senegalensis (Senegalese sole), 2874 nucleotides. RefSeq names its product SEC22 homolog C, vesicle trafficking protein (gene sec22c). Gene Ontology annotation, biological process: endoplasmic reticulum to Golgi vesicle-mediated transport. The coding region runs from base 302 to 1213 and encodes 303 amino acids. The transcript has 7 exons. The record is from RefSeq and is a predicted model, not a curated record. NCBI's taxonomy places the organism in Eukaryota, Metazoa, Chordata, Actinopteri, Pleuronectiformes, Soleidae.